Molecule: messenger RNA, 2111 nt
Organism: Thermothelomyces thermophilus ATCC 42464
Lineage: Eukaryota; Fungi; Ascomycota; Sordariomycetes; Sordariales; Chaetomiaceae
Exons: 3
Coding region: 253-1953 (566 amino acids)
Biological process (GO): transmembrane transport; carbohydrate transport
Cellular component (GO): membrane
Molecular function (GO): carbohydrate:proton symporter activity
Source: RefSeq, a predicted model, not a curated record
CGGGGCUCCUCUGGCUGGCUUGGAGGGAGCCGCCGGGCCAAUGACAGCGCGCUCCCCAGUUCUGCGGGCUAAAACUGCUGGUCCCGCCCGUCAUUCCUCCCUUCCGUCCCAUAAUACCUGAACAGGACGAACGAACGACCUCUCGCUUUCAGAUGGUCGAAAGACACAGUCUAAUAUUACAUCGUCAACCCCCGACAAUCUCGGCGGAAGCGACAUCAAAUCUGGCGUGAAGGGAGCGCUCCCACUUGCACCAUGGCGGUCUUCGCCAUGGGCUGGCAAAAGCCCGACAAUGUCGCUGGCUCCUCGGCGCCCGCGAUCAUGGUCGGGCUGUUCGUUGCCACUGGCGGCCUGCUAUUUGGUUACGACACUGGAGCGAUCAACGGGAUUCUCGCCAUGGAUACGUUCAAGGAGGACUUCACGACGGGCUACACCGACAAGCAAGGCAAACCGGGCCUGUACGCGAGCGAAGUAUCUUUGAUCGUUGCGAUGCUCAGCGCCGGCACGGCUACCGGGGCAUUGUUAUCCGCGCCGAUGGGGGAUCGUUGGGGCCGUCGUCUGUCCCUCAUCGUCGCCAUCGGGGUGUUCUGCGUCGGAGCCAUAAUUCAAGUCUGCGCAACCAACGUGGCGAUGCUUGUCGUGGGAAGGACAUUGGCGGGCAUUGGAGUGGGGGUCGUCUCCGUCCUGGUUCCGUUAUAUCAGUCAGAAAUGGCGCCAAAGUGGAUUCGAGGAACACUGGUGUGCGCGUAUCAGCUGUCCAUAACGGCGGGACUGCUCGCCGCCGCAACCGUCAACAUCCUCACUUACAAGCUCAAGUCGGCUGCGGCUUACCGUAUCCCCAUUGGGCUCCAGCUCACCUGGGCCCUCGUCCUCGCCCUGGGUUUGGUCAUCCUCCCCGAGACACCUCGGUACCUGGUGAAGCGCGGUCUCAAAGAAGCCGCCGCGCUCUCACUUAGCCGCCUCCGCCGCCUCGAUAUCACACACCCGGCCCUGAUCGAGGAACUAGCUGAAAUCGAGGCAAACCACGAGUACGAAAUGGCCCUGGGGCCAGACACCUACAAGGACAUUAUCUUCGGCGAACCGCAUCUCGGCCGCCGAACCCUGACAGGCUGCGGCCUGCAGAUGCUGCAGCAACUCACCGGCGUCAACUUCAUCAUGUAUUAUGGAACGACCUUCUUCUACGGCGCCGGCAUUGGCAACGCGUUCACCGUUUCCCUGAUUAUGCAGGUUAUCAACCUAGUGUCGACAUUUCCCGGCCUCUUCGUCGUCGAGUCGUGGGGUCGCCGCAAGCUCCUGAUUGUGGGCUCGGUAGGGAUGGCUAUCUGCCAACUUCUGAUCGCCUCGUUCGCCACUGCCAGCGGAAAUGACAAUAAACCGACGCAGAACCAGAUUCUCAUCAUCUUUGUUGCCAUAUACAUUUUCUUCUUUGCAGCAUCUUGGGGCCCCGUCGUGUGGGUCGUCACGUCCGAGAUCUAUCCCCUCAAGGUCCGCGCAAAGUCAAUGUCGAUCUCUACGGCUUCGAACUGGGUCCUGAACUUCGGCAUCGCGUACGGCACGCCGUAUCUGGUUGACACUUCUGAUGGGUCACCCGACCUGGGGUCGCGAGUGUUCUUCGUGUGGGGUGCCUUUUGCAUCCUCUCGAUUGCCUUUGUGUGGUACAUGGUGUACGAGACGAGUAAGAUCAGUCUGGAGCAGAUUGACGAGAUGUACGAGCGGGUAGCACACGCUUGGAAUAGUCGGAGCUUCGAACCGAGCUGGAGCUUCCAGCAGAUGCGGGAUUUCGGUUUCUCGGACAGUGGUAUCCCCCCUGCAGAACCACAGCUCGAGCUUCAACAAUCGAACGCUAGCACAUCCCAAUCCGACACGGGCGGAAGCUCAGCGACGCAUGCGACGGCAGCGAACCCGCAAGACGCCAAGAUGGUGUCGCAACUGGCGAAUAUCGACCUAAGUUACUGAAUCCUGGGUUCUGAGUCUUACUUUGUUUUUUUGGAGCAAUCUUGUAUAUAUAUAUAUCAGCGACGGAGUUUUCAUCAUGAAGGAGUUCACGGGAACGGGCGUACAAGGCGGGCAAAUCUUGGGGUCUCAACUGUCGGUCGCUGGACGGGGCUAAACGG